Molecule: messenger RNA, 1545 nt
Organism: Komagataella phaffii GS115
Lineage: Eukaryota; Fungi; Ascomycota; Pichiomycetes; Pichiales; Pichiaceae
Product: Protein with similarity to ATP-binding cassette (ABC) transporter family members
Exons: 1
Coding region: 1-1545 (514 amino acids)
Molecular function (GO): ATP hydrolysis activity; ATP binding
Source: RefSeq, a predicted model, not a curated record
AUGAACCUAGUGGAGCUUAAGAAUGUAUUGUUUCAAAGGGCCACUGGAUCUGCCUCCAAAGUAUGCUCCAAACGACUGUUAUUUAAGAAUCCUAUAAACCUCAAUUUGAAUUCCGACAAACGUUGGGCGAUAAUUGGACACACCAAAUCGUCAUUCUUGGAAGUUUUAUCGGGUAAGCAUUUAGCAAUUCCAAUAGAGGGAAGAAAAUACCCCAUUUUGGCUAACGAACUGGCGUCCAACUCGAUCGAGCUGCUCCAAUUUUCCAAUAAUAACUACGGCAAGAGUGCUACCGGGACUGGUAAUGGUGGGUUCACGCAUCUGGGAGCAAGAUAUGAGUUCUUCAAAGACCUGGAGAUUGAUAUCAGAGUGGAUCAGUUCAUUAGUGACUACUCCUACAACGCAUCUCAUAAAGUUGAUAGUGACAAGAUCGCCAAUCUGAUAAAAACGUUCAAGCUGGACGGACUGGAAGACAAGUAUAUCAAUGGACUUAGUAACGGGCAGUUCAGAAGGGCUAGAUUAGCAAAAUCCAUCUACAAGGCACCCAAAAUUCUUCUCAUUGAUGAUCCAUUUUUGGGACUGGAUCCAAAUGCUACAGACUUAGUUUCGAAUGUUCUUAGCCAAGACCACGAGUCAGCAAUCCUGCUGGGACUAAGGAUUCAAGAUCCAAUUCCCUCGUGGAUUGACAACGUUGUUCUUGUAAACCAGGAUGGAGUUGUCAAGCACGGACCAAAGGAUGAAUUGGCACCUGAACUUGAGGCGAAUCUGGACGAAUUUAAGAAGUCUCAGGUUAAAGAACUAGAGAAUAUAAAAAAGAAGGAACUGGCCUUUAUAGAAAGACAGACUGCCAACACAGAUAAUUCAGAGAUAAUUUCCAUGAGGAAUGUCAAUGUAGCUCAUAAGGGAAAAAAGAUACUAACAAAUUUGAAUUGGAACGUUCGAUGUGGCGAAAAAUGGCAUAUCCGUGGACCAAAUGGUUCUGGAAAAACCACCAUUUUGUCAUUACUGACCUUGGAUCAUCCCCAAUCUUGGAACAAAAGUAUAUCUGUUUAUGGAGCCCCUAGACGUAUUGGUUCUACAAAUUAUUUUGACACGAAUAAAUACAUUGGUUUUACGUCUCCUGAAUUGCAUGCUUUAUUUCCAAAGAAACUGACUGUUUUCAAAGCUGUGUCCACAGGUUUCGUAACCGGAUCUUAUCUCCCUCCAAAUAAUUUGACGGCUGAUCAAAUUAAUAGAAUCAACAAUUUAUUGGAAUAUUUUCAAUUAGGAGAACUUAAAGACACUUCUUUCGAUGAAUUAUCCAUUUCCCAUCAAAAAGUUGUUCUGUUUAUCAGGGCUGUAAUAAAUAACCCCAGGAUUUUGAUCUUAGAUGAGAGCUUAAGUGCGAUGGAUGAAAAUGAUGUGUUAAGAUGUAAAGACUUUGUGAGCUCCUAUAACCAAGGAUGCGUCUUGGUGGUGGGACAUGUUGACGAGGAAGUCCCUAAAUGUGACAAGUACCUACAGCUCAUUGAUGCACCCAAAGGCGAAUACAAGAUAGGAUACGUCUGA